This is a messenger RNA of Hevea brasiliensis (rubber tree), 354 nucleotides long. RefSeq names its product protein DOG1-like 4. Gene Ontology annotation, molecular function: sequence-specific DNA binding. The transcript has a single exon. The coding region runs from base 1 to 354 and encodes 117 amino acids. Lineage: Eukaryota; Viridiplantae; Streptophyta; Magnoliopsida; Malpighiales; Euphorbiaceae. The record is from RefSeq and is a predicted model, not a curated record. Gene Ontology annotation, biological process: DNA-templated transcription.
AUGAGAAAGAUUGAGGCUUUAAGGGUGAAAAUAAUGUUAGAAGAGGAGAAGGUGGAGAGGGAAAUGGAGAGGCAACAAGUGAUUGUAGCAGACAGGAAGAUGGCGGAGUUGGUAAGGUUGGUGGUUCGAGUGAAGAAUGGGGAGGAAGUGAGGCAGGUGGAGGGACUCGUGCAGGUGGCAUUGAAAGGGGUAAUGGCAGGACUAGAGAAGGAGAUGAAAGCGAUAGACUGUGUAAGGCUUAGGACUUUGAAGAGAGUUUUGGAUGUUUUGAGCCCACUACAAUGUGUGGAGUUCUUGGCUGGGAUUGACAUGCUUCAAAUUUGGGGAAAGAAAAGGGUUUACACCAUUAAUUAG